Paralichthys olivaceus (Japanese flounder) is the source of this 3848-nucleotide messenger RNA. NCBI's taxonomy places the organism in Eukaryota, Metazoa, Chordata, Actinopteri, Pleuronectiformes, Paralichthyidae. The record is from RefSeq and is a predicted model, not a curated record.
UAGUUUGGAGUAAGUGGGGGAGAGAGGCAGAGUGAGCUCCAUCUCUCUCUCGGUCUGCUGUCACUCUCAGGGCAAGUUUAGUUGGGAUCUAAGCUUGGCGCCACUGAAGAUGUCUUCACGCAUUCCUCCCUGGUUCUUUGGAUUAUUUCUGCUCGUGCUCCGGUUCUGCUGCCGACGCUCCUCUGCCUAUCAGCCGCUGGACGAGCGCGGUUCCCAGGGAGCCUUGGACCUUACGGAGCUGAUCGGCGUCCCCCUCCCCCCCUCCGUCUCCUUUGUCACGGGUUUCGAGGGUUACCCCGCCUACAGCUUCGGACCGGACGCCAACGUGGGCCGCCUCACAAAGUCGUUCAUCCCCGACCCGUUCUACAAUGACUUCGCCGUCACGGUCAUAGCCAAACCCACCACACGGCAAGGUGGCGUGCUGUUCGCCAUCACAGAUGCUUAUCAAAAAAUUGUGCACUUAGGUAUAGCGUUGUCAGAAGUGGAAGAUGGUUCCCAGAGGGUCGUGUUGUACUACACUGACCCAGGAACGACAGCUGGGACCCAGGAAGCAGCUUCCUUCAAAAUGGGCGACCUGACGGGACGAUGGGCGAGGUUUACCCUGACGGUGCAGGGGGCGGAGGUGCGUCUCUACAUGGACUGUGAGGAAUAUCACCGGGUUGCCUUUACCAGGAGUCCGAAGCCACUGACGUUUGAGGCCAGCUCCGGGAUCUUUGUGGGAAACGCCGGGGGCACAGGCCUGGCGAAGUUUGUGGGCUCCAUCCAGCAGCUGGUGUUGAAGUCAGAUCCCACGGCCCCGGAUGACCAGUGUGAGGAGGACGAUCCUUACGGACCACAGGGUCCAAAGGGAGACGUUGGUUUGCCAGGUGUUCAAGGACCUCCAGGACUUAGAGGUGAAAAGGGCGAGCCAGGAUUUAUCAUGGCAGCAGACGGAGCCAUGGUGUCAGGCCUGGCUGGUCCUGCGGGACCCAAGGGAGUCAAGGGAGAUAACGGUGUAGCUGGACCCCCUGGUGUUCAAGGACCUGUGGGACCCCCAGGGCCAAAAGGAGAGUUUGGUUUUCCUGGACGAGCUGGUCGUCCAGGCCCGAUGGGACAAAAAGGAGACAGAGGGGACUCUGCUGGGCUGCAGGGAGCUCCAGGCCCUCCUGGACCGCCGGGCCGCCCAGGAAUGUUCAACUGCCCCAAAGGAACAGUUUUCCCCGUCCCUCCCAGACCCCACUGCAAAAUGGCUAACUGUUCAAGGAUCCCAUCAUACUCCUGCAUGCUUCACAUCCAGUCUGGAAAGGUGAAGGCUCGGUGUCAUAAACCAACUGAGCUUAAUCCCAAUGGAAGCAUUGCAGUUGGAAACUGUCAGACGGGAUUAAAAGGAGAGAAGGGAGACAGAGGCCUUCCUGGGAUGCCAGCUCCACAGAAUACUUUCCUGGCCAGAGGAGCCUGGUGGCCAACAGGGGACCAGGGUAUGAAAGGAGAGAAGGGAGACAAGGGAGAGCCCGGUAUGAUGGGGCAGCCAGGUAUCCCCGGUAGACAAGGACUGGUGGGUCCGAAAGGCGAGUCGGUGCUGGGCCCUCCAGGCCACCCUGGGGUGCCCGGCUCACCUGGUGUCCCAGGUUAUGGGAGAACUGGUCCUGUUGGUCCUCCUGGGCCACCGGGGCCUCCAGGACCCUCUGUGACACCCACAAGAUACGGCUCAACUGGCAUGACCAUCGGUGGCGCUCCUGGACUUCCUGGACUUCCUGGACCACCAGGACCUCCUGGAACCUCUGGUAGCUUAGCACCUCUGCAAACUUUUUCUACUCGUGAGAGCAUGAUGCAGAACACGGUCAGGGACGCAGAGGGAACUCUGGCGUACGUGACAACGACAGGAAGUCUUUUCCUCAAGGUUUCCCAGGGAUGGAAAGAGAUACAGCUCGGCAGCCUGAUCUACCUCUCCAGUAACAUCAUACCACAAGAUGAGCCUCGAGUAGCAUAUCAGAUAAGAGGAGACACGGUGGAAAGAAUAAGUUCAGUUAAAGAGAGGCUCAACCUGGUGGCCUUGAACCAGCCUCACUCUGGGGGCCUGAUGGGGCUCGACACGGCCGACCGCAUGUGUUACGAGCAGGCCAAGGCGAUGGGUUUGGCUCCGAACUACCGCGCCUUCAUCUCCGCCCACAGGCAGGACCUGGUCCAUGUGGUUUACCCUGGUUUCCGUGAAACUCUGCCUGUCACCAACCUCAGGGGAGACGUGAUGUUCAGGAACUGGCGGGGGAUUUUCAACGGCGACGGGGGACCAAUAAAUUCCCGGAUACCCAUCUACUCCUUCGAUGGCCGGGACGUUUUAGCCGACCCCUUCUGGCCUCACAAGAACAUCUGGCACGGCUCCACCAGCAGGGGUUUCCGUGUGGUGGACAAACACUGUGAGACGUGGCGAGCGGAUCACGUGUCCGUCAUGGGUCAGUCGUCCAGCCUGACUUCAGGGCUGCUCCUGGGCCAGCAGACGCGAAGCUGUUCCAACGAGUACAUCGUCCUUUGCAUAGAGACCCACAAAAACCCUUAAAUCCCGUCCCAACCCUCCCCCGACGACGCCCCAUACCACUCCACCGAGGAACCCGUCUCCGCCGCCGUGGAACAUUCUGGGAAAGAACGUCAUUUUCAGCACAUGGUUGGUGCUAUGUGUCGCAUUUUGUGGCAGGAAACCCCGUCUUUUACAAAACAGGAUGUUUAUACUUGUUUUUCUCCUCACGUCACUUUCUGAGAAGAAAGAUUCAGAUGCAGUAACAAACAGAGAUUUAUCGUAAUGUGAAGUCGACGCUACUUUUUGAGGAUUCCUUGCAAAAGAAUUUCCGUUUGUGUUGUAAAGUAACAUGAUAGAUUUCCCAUUAACUCGGCUGUUGUGGCACAUAAUGUAAAAUGCAGCAGAGCCUGAUGGCGGCUGCCAGUCUUCGUAGCGAUGAUCGUAGUAAUUCGAGACGUUAACGCUGUCCUCUCAAAGUAAAUAAGUUAUUACUGUUAAAAUGAUAAAUGCGGCACCUUUAAUUUGUGUCACUUUGCGAGAAUCAAACAAAGCAACACAAACGGCUUCACAUAGUCACCCGGGUGUGUUGAGGAUGAGACGUCUCUUUUGCAUUUGUCUCGUCGUUCUUCAAAAGACUGAACGUCGAGACCGAGGACACACUUGUCCGCAGAAAUGUGCACCUGAACCUGAAACCUGCCCUGAGAGAUCUCCAAAGACUUUUCAACGGAAGCGUCAAAAUGCAACUUUUGUUGUUUUGUUGUCACGGAUAUAGUUUUUUUUGUUUUUAUAUUUGUCAAGAAUUUCAGGAGAAGUUUACUCAACAUUUCAAGAGCCAGACCUUAAAGCUCGUCCCUCGUCCAACAGCAGGACGACCUGACGACCAGUGUUGCCGCCAAAGUAAAUAUCGUUGCACUGUACUUCAUUUUACAAAUAUUUUUUAGUUCGACAUUUUCAUUCUUGAAUGUGUUCUUAGCUUUUCUUACACCUCGGUGAUCUCACUCCUUAGCAGCUCCUCUUCUCUAUAGCCUAUUUAAUUUAAAUCCAUUUUGAUUUAUUUAUACCGUCACAGCACAUAACAUGAAAUCAAAUGAUUAAAUUUAAGAAUGUAAUUUAUCGUUCAUUGUUUGUCAAAUGACUGUUUUUUAUUUUCCUCACUUUUUUGACAUUUAAUUUUGUACAGUUCUUUUUUUUUUUAGCUCAUAGUUUUCUGGAGAAUGUCGACAAACUCAAAACAAAAAAUGCACACAAUAUAAACAAGCAAAAAAAUAUUUUCAUAACCAAAAAACAAAACUUUAUAAAGUCCAUGCUGGUGAAAGUGAGAGCACAUGUUUUUGUAUAAAUGUUGGUGCUUUGUUGA